GGUCUGCAUAUUGCAGUACUGGCAGUGUGUGUGUGCUUGUGUUUUUGUGAGGGUGCAUGUUUCUGGGUGGACUUCAGCUACAACAGUGCCCCCCUCCAUGUGUGUGUCAGCAGGGCUGACCAAGCGACAGUCAUCUUGAGCACAAGAGAGACCUUUCUUAGAAUGCAGAUGGUAUAAGCAGUGAGGGGAAAAGUUUCUGACUGUUCGUCUGAGCCUCAGCUAAUUCAGUCAGUCAGAGUGGAUCCAGGAGGGGAGAAACAGCGGCAUCGGGAGCAGCUGAGAAGGACUCCUACUUGAGCUCGUCUCAGACUUGGAUUUCUGGUGUUGAUUGAUUACCUGUCAGUGUAACGGAGCCUUAAGCUGUGCAUCACCAGUCAAUAGAGCUGAAGGAUUCAACAAGGCUGUCUGUAUAGAAGAUUGGAGCUGCUGCAAUGGACGAUCAGAGUCUGUUCCAACACAGCAGUUCUCAGGGCACUGCAGGUCAGUCCAGCACUGAAGGUCAGAGGUCAAACAUGAUCCGGUGUGGUUGGCUCAGGAAGCAAGGAGGUUUUGUCAAGACCUGGCACAGCCGUUGGUUCGUUCUGAGAGGGGAACUUCUCUACUAUUACAAAGAUGAGGAGGAGACCAAACCCCUGGGGGUCAUUCCUUUACCAGGAAACAAAGUUUCUGAACAUCCAACCAGCGGAGAUGAAGGAGGAAAAUUUCUUUUCGAGGUCAUUCCAGGGGGAGAUAGAGAGCGGAUGACAACCAACCAUGAGACCUACCUACUUAUGGCCAGCACCCAGAAUGACAUGGAGGAUUGGGUGAAGACGAUUCGGAGGGUCAUCUGGGCACCUUUUGGUGGAGGGAUCUUUGGCCAGAAGCUGGAGGAGACGGUGCGGUAUGAGCGCCGGUUUGGGAACAAGCUCGCCCCAAUGCUAGUUGAGCAGUGCGUUGACUUCAUUCGCCAGUGGGGGCUUCAAGAAGAGGGUCUAUUCAGACUCCCAGGACAGGCGAAUCUUGUUAAAGAGCUGCAGGAUGCCUUCGACUGUGGGGAGAAGCCAUCAUUUGAUUGUAACACAGACGUGCAUACGGUAGCUUCCCUACUGAAGCUGUACCUCAGAGAGCUACCUGAGCCAGUCAUCCCCUUCAUGAAAUAUGAAGAGUUCCUGGCCAACGCAAAACUCCUGGGCAAAGAUGAUGAAAUGGGCAUGAAGGAACUGAAAAAGCUGGUGGAAAGUUUACCUUCUGUAAACUACAACCUCCUGAAGUACAUCUGCAGAUUUCUUGAUGAAGUCCAGUCAUAUUCGGGGGUGAAUAAAAUGAGCGUCCAGAACUUGGCGACUGUCUUUGGGCCAAACAUCUUAAGGCCAAAGGUAGAGGAUCCGGUAACAAUCAUGGAAGGAACCGUUCUGGUCCAACAGCUCAUGGCUGUUUUGAUCGGCCAUCACGAUGUGCUGUUUCCCAGGGACGAAGUCAAACCCACUUCUCUUGAACUCGCCAACAACAACAACACUGAACCACAGAAGGGACAAGUCACCAAUACUACCUCAGCAGUCAGCUCCCUGUCUCAGAAUGCAGAGAACAACAACUCACAGCAGGCAAGGCAGUGUGUUUGGGAGGCGGCGGAGUCUCAACGGCAACAAGUCCACAACGGCGGCUCCCCACGAUCUGUGAGUCCGAGGAAUGUCAUCACUGGACGCUAUGAAAUGACGCGCAGUCCACCCCUGAUGGUGAAGAAGAACCCAGCGUUCAAUAAAGGAAGUGGAAUUGUUACUAAUGGGUCCUUCAGCUCCUCGCCCCCGUCAGACUUUGAUAGGACCCAGAACGUGACUCUAGGAGGGAGUUUGCCCAUGCGACGAAGUGGGGCACUUAAAGGCCCCGGCACCAAAAUGGGCACUAGUGGGGUGACGAGUGGAGGCAGUCCUUCAGCGAAUGGGACAGGUACUCUUCGCCUGGGGGUUUCUGGUUCUGACAUCAUCACAGGAAGUCCAAGCAACCGUAAUGGGCUUUGGGUCCCAAAUGGCUGCGUCGCCCUCAGGGAGAACAGUAAGACCCGUGACAGUUCCAAUAACGGAGAUCAAACAACCAAUCAGAACCGCCUGUCCACGUAUGACAAUGUCCAAUUGAACCACCAGAACCUGCAGAACCAGAUCACCAGCAUGUGUCUGAAUACCAGCUGUGAGGACAAGCAGAGUGUGGACAGCGCCACCUGGUCCACUUCCUCCUGUGAAAUCUCCCUCCCAGACAACUCCACCUCCUGCCGCUCCUCCACCACAACCUGCCCAGAGCAGGACUUCUACAGUGGACCAUAUGAAGACCUGGACGGAGCGGCUCAGGAAGGCGAGCCUCCUCAGUCAGGGGGAGGGGGCAGGAACAGCAGCGGGGAAGGGAGCGGAGAUGGAGCAGGAGGAAGCAAUCGGGGCACAGGCAGUAGUGAUACUAGUGAAGGUUUCCCUUUGGGUAAUGGAGCUGGCAGCCACAGCGCUCUGCACAGUCUAGUGGCCAGCCUGAAACAGGAGAUGCACAAACAGAAGACGGAUUAUGAGGCCAGGAUUAAAAGUUUGGAGCAGCGCAAUCUGGAGCUGGAGACGGAGAUGGUGGGCCUCCACGAGGAGCUGGACCAGGAGAGGAAGAAGUACACCAUGGUGGAAAUCAAGCUGCGCAACGCUGAGCGGGCCAAGGAGGACGCUGAGAGGCGAAACCAGAUGCUGCAGAAAGAGAUGGAGCAGUUUUUCUCCACAUUUAGCGACCUCACAGCGACUGGCAACAAUGCAGCCUCUGAACAACGCCGACCGGACCGGAACAAUACCAUCUGGAUACAGUGAAAGGGAGGGCUGUGUAUAUGUGAUUACCCAUGGGACUUAAAACAGGAUUUGGAGGCCGGCUGAAGGAAAUUUAGAAGAAUGCAAGUGGCUAAAAAGGAAACCAUUGUAAAUAUAGACAUCACCUGGUGUGACGUCAGGAUUACAUUAUAUUUGUAUAUAGCAUUAUUUAAACACCUCAUGGACACUAUAGCCUUCCCAGAAACUGCUGUGGUGCUCGCCUCACUCGCAUCAGGAAAAAACGCCGUCAGGUUGUGAUUGCAAAUGGUACAUUUUAUGUUAGCUGUUCGGACUGAAUAUACGAGCGGAAAAGGUCAAAUAUGAAGCAACAUUGAAAGAAAAUAACCUCCAACAUGGAUCUCCAAUAAUAAUCUUGUCAAACUCCUCACCAAUUGGAUUCACUUCUUUUUGCUCUGAAUACAAUCUAGAGAACCAUUCUGCGUUGGCUCGUGUAUAUAGGGGGAAUCAAUGCCUGUAAAAAGAACUGAAUCUAAUACUAAAUGUUAAUAUUUAAGCAAAGUUAUGAUGGGGAUAUAUUUUAUAUCAGAACUGUUUUUUGUGUUUUUGCACUUCAGUUGGUACUGAAUGUUCUGUCAAUGUGCAUACCAUUUAAGUUGGUAGAUGUGUUGUGUAUUUACUUGUGCUUCUGUGCAGUUACAUCUACUCAUGACCAAAAAAAAAAAGAGCCUGUUCUGAACAUUUUGUUAUAGGUGUUUGAGGACACUACUUCUUAGUAUGCACUGUUUUUGACUGGUGUUUAGAUGACAUGGUAUCAGUUCAAACUGAAUCAUUGUAGCUUUAAAAAUGCAAUUUAAUCCUGGCACAUUCAGCUGUCAGGAAGACAUUUGCAUAAAUUCAUCUUUGACCAAGCAUGCAAUACUUAUUUUGGGCUUUAAUUAAUGAUGGAUUUGAACUGAACCUUUUCUUUUUUUUUUUAUGGUGGAACAAUUAUUCAACAAACAACUUUAAUGAAAUCAUAAAAAAAGAAUUUGCUACGCUAAAUAGAAUUAUUGAGUUGAUUCUCUCUAAUC
Cyprinodon variegatus (sheepshead minnow) is the source of this 3835-nucleotide messenger RNA. It is a transcript of the gene arhgap24, whose product is annotated as Rho GTPase activating protein 24. The transcript is spliced from 10 exons. Gene Ontology annotation, biological process: signal transduction; activation of GTPase activity; negative regulation of Rac protein signal transduction. Bases 432 to 2807 code for a protein of 791 amino acids. Lineage: Eukaryota; Metazoa; Chordata; Actinopteri; Cyprinodontiformes; Cyprinodontidae. Gene Ontology annotation, molecular function: GTPase activator activity. Gene Ontology annotation, cellular component: focal adhesion. The record is from RefSeq and is a predicted model, not a curated record.